AUGGAGGCCACGGCGUUUCGCGCAGCCAAGCAGGCGAAUCUGGAAGAACUCGAUCUCAUUAGCCUCCUCCCCGACGAGAUCCUUGGCACCAUCAUCUCCCUCCUCCACAUCGAGGAAGGCGCGCGCACUGCCAUCCUCUCCCGCCGUUGGCGCCACCUGUGGCGCUCCUCUCCGCUCAACCUCGACGAUGGCAGCCACCUCUGGUUUCUUCCCAAUGCCAGGCAAGUCGCAUCCAAGAUUCUCUCCGAGCACCAGGGCGACGGGCGCUGCCUCAAGGUCCGUCACAUCUACGGCGCCGACUUCGAUGGCUGGAUCAAGUCCCCCGCCCUUGAUAAUCUCCAGGAGAUCGACCUCCGGAUCGGAUCGCUGCCUCCAUCGGUGCUCCGAUUCGCACCGACCCUUCGUGUGGCCGUCUUCUCCUGCUGCAGCUUCUUCCUCAAGGACACGCCCCGGACUUUCAGUUUCCCGCACCUCAAGGAACUCUCCUUGAGCUCGGUUGCCAUGCGGGAAGAAACACUCCACAGCGUUCUCUCCGGAUGCCCUGUCCUCGAGAGCCUGCUGAUUGACAAUUGCACUGGCCUCAGGCGCCUGGUGAUUAACUCGCAGACUCUCAGGAGCAUCGCAGUCUGUGACGAUGGGCUGAUGGCUAAACAAUUUGAUUUCAUUAAAGUUGACCACAUAGAUGAAAUAGUGAUCCAGGAUGCCCCUCGCCUGGAAAGAUUCAUCAGGUCUCUUCAGUUUAAGCCCACUCCAAUCAUCCGUGUAAUCAGGGCGCCCAAGCUGGAGAUCUUGGGUCCAAUGACGGAUGAUAUUACUAAAUUUAAACUUGGAACCACAGCUUCUGAGGAGAUAGCUGAUGGCAGCUUGAAUACGACGAUGCGCAGUGUGAAAGUUUUGCACCUCAAUUCAGUUGGCCCUAAUCUUAGUGCAGUUGUUCGCUUCCUCAAACUCUUUCCUUGCUUGGAGAAGUUGUACAUCAUGAAUUCUCGGAAGAAAACAAAAAAGAAUAGACAGCAUCCUGGCACCCAAGAUCCUAUCGAAUGCCUUGACCAUCUGAAAGAACUUGUGUUACGGAUUUACAGGUUUGGCGACAAGCAGGAGCUUGACUUUGCCAAAUUCUUUGUUCUGAAUGCUGAAGUGCUAGAGCUGAUGGCAUUUGCUGUCCAUUACAACAGACAUAAUGUUGAUCGGAAGAUACAGCACAAGCUCCUUAAGUUUGACAGUAGGGCUUUUCCAGAAUCACUCACGAGCUCCAUAGUCUUCUUUCUUUCUGCAUUGAUAUGGGCGUACAGCCCUCUGUUGCUGAAUCUGAUUGUUCAGCUGUUGCGUCUACUGUCAAUGCCAACUCCCAGAAUGGAAUGGUUGGCACCUGAGACUGUCAUGUUCCUGCCCAUGUUCCUCAACUCUUUCUGA
Molecule: messenger RNA, 1413 nt
Organism: Lolium rigidum
Lineage: Eukaryota; Viridiplantae; Streptophyta; Magnoliopsida; Poales; Poaceae
Product: putative F-box/FBD/LRR-repeat protein At5g44950
Exons: 5
Coding region: 1-1413 (470 amino acids)
Molecular function (GO): protein binding
Source: RefSeq, a predicted model, not a curated record